This is a messenger RNA of Parasteatoda tepidariorum (common house spider), 1634 nucleotides long. RefSeq lists its product as uncharacterized. The record is from RefSeq and is a predicted model, not a curated record. Lineage: Eukaryota; Metazoa; Arthropoda; Arachnida; Araneae; Theridiidae.
ACUAUCACACCAGUUGUUCUCAUAGUUCAACAUCUGUUUGCUAUUGAACACGAACAUGCAUUGUUCAAAUCGCUAUUGCACUUGUCAAGGUUAAGAUCUUACCAUUCACUAUAUUCAUUAUUUCUACUCCCACUAAUUUAUCAGGAUUGACCACCCACCUUUAGUUGACCAUCUUAUCAGCUCCUAUUCAGACUUGUGCAGUUGAUGGUCAGAACCACUUGAUGUAAGCCACCUGUGAAAGAAUAUCGUCCACUACAAAGUCAUUAGUAUAUGAGUAUAGGAAUAGAUAAGCAACUGAGUUCUCUGUAGAGAAGAAAUUUAGUCUAAGAAAUAUUUAAAUUAAAUUUCGAAUUCGUACGUUUGUUGAAAAAAAAAAGACUUGUGAAACAUUUUACUUUCUUAAAGCUAUGGCCGAGCAGAAUGUGAAGCAAUUACUGAGAACUGAGGCUGAAUAUACAUUCAUUGAUUUAAUGGACGAAGAAUUGGAAAUGAUGGGAGAAGAGCUAUUACAUGUAAAACAAAUUAUUAAUGCUCGGGGAAAUCAGAGAAUGAUGACAAAACAAAUGGCUCCAUUGAAAGAGCUAGAUUCUGCUCAAGAGUCAAUAAUUGAAGAAUUCUAUCAAAGAUUAGAAAGAGAAUGUGAAUACAAUGCGCUGCUGUUAAAUCAAGAUAAUUUAGCGUCGAAAGUAGACAGAUUCGAAGACAUGUUAGAAGGAUUUAAAUAUGUUUAUCAAAGGAUUUUUUCUAAAGAAGCAGAAAAGACUGAAUUUCUAAGUGACCUGGCAAUCAAGCAGGGAUGGAUAAUUAAUGUUUUGGAAUUAGAGAUUAAAAGCGAAAAACAAGUCAGAGAUAAUAGAGCGAAAAAAAUUAAAGAGCAGAGAGAAAAAUUAGAACACUUGUGUAGUAAACAACAAGCUGAAGUGGAAGAUUUUCGAAGAAGACUUCAAGAGAGUGAAAACGAGUUGAGAAAUGCAGUAUCAAAGUUAAGAAAAGAAGAAGAUGCAACAAAAGAAUUGCUGUUUAAGAAUUCAAAUUUGAGCUUUGAUAUUUUGAAGCUUAAAAAACAACUGACUGCAGUUAAAUAUGAUUAUCAGAAGAUAGUUGGAGAAAAAGAGGAAUUAAAUCAAAGAUUGACUGAAGCUGCAUGGAAUUCAGCUGGGGAGCAUGAGAUGAAAGCUGCUGUGGAACAAGCAUUUGAGAUCGAAAAACCAGUGAUAUGGGAGACUAUUUAUGAAACUAAACUGAAUGCUUCCCGAAGACAAAUGAGUAAGAGAGAGGAGCGAGAUUAUCAUUCUCAUCAGCAGCUACGUAACAAGGAGAAAGAAUUGGAUGAAAUUUUAUCUAGAUUAGAAGGAGAAAAAAAAACUUCAAUAUACGAACAACUGCUAAAAAAUUUGGAGAGCUUAGAUGAUGAUGAUGAUCAAUACCAAUUACCGGUAUCAAGACCAAUGAAUUUGAAGGUUGGAGCAAGAAUGUGGGAAGAAAAACCGUCUGUUAGAAAAUGUCUGCUUAGAGAUGAAAUUUGAAGGAAAUUUGUGCUUGUUGAAUCAAUCAAAUGGAAGAUUAGAAGUUUUGAAACAGAAGUCUCUUCUGCAAUACAACGAGGUGAAAGUCUGCAAGAUCCAGAAUAUGAA